UAAAACGUUAUGUGGACAAGAACACAUAUUAUGUUUCCGUACUGACGACCCUCUGCGGUCGAGAGACGACCAAACAGAAAAUCAGACUGGUUUCGUCAUCCAAGCGUGGCAAGGGACUGUGAAAAGAAUAUAAAGCAGAAGCCUUAUCAUAGCUUGCAGAGGUUCAGCUGUGGCAAACUUUGUGCUUGACUAGAAAGAAGAUCCUCUAUUCGACAGCAUAGAGUUUAGCAAUUGCAGAUGGCACUGGUAAACAUUGAAAAAACAAAAUUGCUGGUUCUAUUCAUUCUUGUAACAGAAAAUACGAUCUGUUACAUUCUGGAUGGAAAAUCAAAAGGCCAAGAAAGUAUCAUCGAGAAAGAUAUUAUUAUGGAUAGGAAUCUGGAGGCAGUAAUUGAAGCUGCUUCCGGAAAUGGCGGACGCAACAAAAGAGAUGCAGUCAAAUACCAUCAGAAAAGAUGGAGAGAUGCCAUUGUACCAUAUGCUGUUGAUGCCAGUUUAGGAUUUUCAGGUAGAAAAGCUCUGAUGUACGCCAUCGAUGAAUUCCAUACAAGGACGUGUCUUUGGUUCACUCCGAGGAAAAAUGAAAAGGACUACAUUCGCAUUGUUUCAGGCACCGGAUGCACCUCUAAAAUUGGCAGACAAGGUGGAGAACAGAUAGUGUCAAUCGGCCCAGGCUGCGCAGAAAAGUUUAUCGUUAUGCACGAAUUAAUGCAUGUUAUGGGCUUUUUCCACGAAAACAGCAGAUACGAUCGGGAUCAGUUUGUAAAAGUUCUUUGGUGGAAUAUCCAGCAAGGUGCUGAAAAGAAUUUCCUAACUUAUCACCACGGAAGAAUAGAUACACUGUCGAUGCCGUAUGACAUCAAUUCUAUAAUGCACUAUGACAAUAAAGCAUUCACUAAGAACCAUCAGGACACGAUGCAGGCAAUUGACAAUCCGGCAAAAAGCCUUGGAGGCAAAAUCCUAACCAGCACUGAUGUUAAACAAAUUUUACUGCUUUACAAAUGCAGGCGGCCUAAGCAUGCAAUUAGAAGAGAGCGGUGCAAAGACAGACGAAAACGAGGUUGCAUGCUGUUUCUUGCCUACCCUGAACUAUGCCUACUCCGCAAACAAUUUACAUACAAAUACUGCCAAAGAACCUGUCGCCUUUGCGAGGCUAAAUCAAACAGGCAUGGAAAUAAAUAACGACCAUGUGAGCUGAUGUACUUAGUAAUUGGUCUGCGAAUGUCGGAGACGCUUCAACAAAGUAUGGUCCUUAUUUGGCAAAUACUCCAGACAAACCUGCAACACACAAAAAGUAUUAAGGAGACUUAUCCUUGGAGACUGUGGUUUCUCUCCUCAAAAAGACUAUUUAAAAAGAAGCUAUGGCUUAACUUUCGGCAGCAUUUUCAUUAGAGUUAUCUCGAUUACUUUGCGAAAGAACAACGUCUGGGUGUAAUCUUGGCAGCUUAAGUUUGUUUUUCUUGAAGUUGUUACAAAUGGAGGAGGGCAUUUGCAUUCGGGGUGUUCGUUAAGGAAAAUCCAAAAACCUAAUCCAAAGGCAGACGAAUGACUAGAGUCAAGUUACACAGCACAUCUGUUUAGCCUGAAGAUUUAUUUUGUUUUCUCUUAACAGAAAUAGCCUUUUGUGGUGCUAAUAGUGAUAGGUACUGAGAGAUUCAACGUAUUUGUUCAUUAUACAAUGCCUAAGCACUAGGAUACCUGAUGUAGACAGACAGAUAAAAUAAACUCUAAAUCAUGCUCAUUAGUAGAGUGAUAAGAGUCAGCAAAUUUGAGCUGCUUCAAAUUUCAAACUGAUGCUGCUUAAAAUCAAAACUAAAAAUUGUGUUGAAACUUAUGCCGUCAUUAUUUGGCUCAAAGGUGCUGUAAGUAUUGUUGAUACCUUUGCUGCUAGCAACACUGUGGUCGUCCUCCAACGCACAAGCGCACAAAAAAUAUUGACAGUUUGAAGGUAAAAGAUAGCAGGGGCGAGUAUUCAGUCUGUCGCAUUCGGCAAAUUGAAAAUGCAGGAAGUCUUCUGAGGUGAAUUGAGAAACCUCAUAACCUUUUACUGGAGUAUUUCACUGAUUUACUAGCAUUGAUUGCGGGCAUAGUGUGAAUAGAUAAGAUAAAGUGAAUUUUCAGCGUAAAAAAGAAGGCAGUUUAUCAAUUUUCAAUCAAUUAUUAAUCAAACCGGAUUACCAGAACUUAUAAUAAGAAAUGUUUGUAACUGGGCAGAAAUUACAGAAGGUAAUGAUUGAUACCUGACGUAUAAUUUGAAAUAAAAAACCUAAAUCUCAUUCACAAAUACAAAUUAGUUAAAAUCUACAAACAGUAUUUGGUAGAGAUCAUCUCCAACGCUUAGACCCAGUCGUUUAAAGAUAUAUCUUUUCAUGCUUAGUAAACAAUUAAUAAUUAUUCAUAAUCAGUAAAAAGGUGUAUAAUUUUUCCUAACUUGACAAUACGCGAGAAUCGUAUUUACUUUUACUCAUAUUUUGCUCUACUAUCCCCAGUUUGUUUUAUUACGUCUUACGGUUUCUCAGGUGUGGCAUUAUUUUUUGCUGUCGAAUUAUUGGUUAGUUACUUCUCGUAUCAAGACAUGUAAAUAUGUAAUAUUGAAAAUCAACUAAUCAACAUGCAAAUAUAUUCUACUUGAUAAACGGCGUUUUUUUCACUUCUACUUCUUAUUUGCUACCGUCAGAUAACAAACGUUAGUUGGAUUGUUGAAGAAAUUGGUCACUUUUUAGAUAUAAAAAUAGCUCAAUUCCUCGAUUAAGCACUUAGGGGAUUUACUUGCCAGAAAUGUUUUUAUUGGGGCUUUUUCGAAAAUAAUUUAUUUGAGAGAAGAUUUAUGUAAAGGCGAGAACUUAAUGAUAGCAUGUAAAAUUAGCACAGACACUACCAUCGCACUCCUGUGACUAUCGCUAGGAGAGGGGGGGAAGGCUCUACCCCUUCUCUAUCUCAGGCGACCCCCUGAGUGCGAGUAAUUUUUAUCACGUGACCUGUACGGAGCCAAUUUUUUUCAAAUCGAGGUUUAUACACCUGUCUUUUUCGAGGCUAAUCUGCAUACUCUACCGUAGGGCCACUGGCAAACCCGCGUAGCGGGCUUUGUAGGGGAGCUUCCACUGCUAAAAAGGAUAGCAAAAAUUUGUUCAUAUCUAAUUUCAGCCUUUUAGCUCUGUUGAAAUAACACGUUUUUUAAUUUCCAAUACCUUUCUGGAUUGCCUGCCGUUAAAUUGAUAACAGAAACAAAAUUUAGGUCACCGUGGAGGCUUUAUUUGAUGGUACGGAAGAUGGAUAUGAUUUUUAGGAUAAACGAUCAAAUAAACUCACAUUGGCAAACAUUAGGGUGUGGGGACCUAUUUUGAUUAUUUUCACAUAAAUUUAAUAAGCUUAUUUGAGAUUCGUUGCUUGUUUAAAGACAAACUUAAAGAUAAAAGAUGAAAAUAUAGAUGACUUGUAACAUUAGCUCGCUCUAGUUAGAUUAGAUUUAUUAACCUGAAAAAGCAUAAGAUAUAGUUAAAAAUGCCAAUCUUCACCAAAAAAUUUAUCGUUAUGGUGUUGAACACCAAAAAUGUCCAGUUGGCAUAGAUUUUGUAGAGCAAAUUUGCCAGAUGUUGACGUCAGUUCGAAAACUGAAGCGUUCAAUUUUGAUGUACUACAAG
Messenger RNA from Rhopilema esculentum, 3641 nucleotides. RefSeq names its product zinc metalloproteinase nas-13. Gene Ontology annotation, biological process: proteolysis. The record is from RefSeq and is a predicted model, not a curated record. NCBI's taxonomy places the organism in Eukaryota, Metazoa, Cnidaria, Scyphozoa, Rhizostomeae, Rhizostomatidae. Gene Ontology annotation, molecular function: metalloendopeptidase activity; zinc ion binding.